Molecule: messenger RNA, 1185 nt
Organism: Alternaria arborescens
Lineage: Eukaryota; Fungi; Ascomycota; Dothideomycetes; Pleosporales; Pleosporaceae
Exons: 3
Coding region: 1-1185 (394 amino acids)
Source: RefSeq, a predicted model, not a curated record
AUGUCUUCAAUACGGCGGAGCUGCCAAUCGGCCUUGCUCAGGUCAGACAAUGUCUGUCUGUACGCCAAUAGUUCAAGGCGCGCAUUCUCUCGCACGUCGGUGAGCUCCAGAGGCGCUCUCCCAAACUUCCUCCCACCCUCUAAGCCCGAACUAUCAGAACUCCUCUCCAAGUUCAACGCCAAGGUUCUUCUUCCCUCUCACUUGACGAAAGAACAACGGAAGCUUGUCUACUCGAAAGAAUCCCGCGCAAAACUCGAAGCCGAACCUGUAGAGAUCACCCUGGGAGAUGUCACUCUUCCUCUCGAACACCUCGACCGGAACAGAAUGCCAAACCGCUUUAAGACUUUCAGGACGAUAGUAGCCGAGAGCGAGACUAAGGAGGACUGGGAAAAUGUCGUCAGAUGCUUGGAGGGAUUCGAAGAGGCGGGCAUCAAGGUCGAAAUCGCGUGGCAGGAGCUAGUCGUAAGAAGUUUAAAUCUAGCGGACAUGCAUCAUCUUAUCCUCAAGAUGUUGCAAAGAUCAAAGGCGACAGGCGUGAAGCUGACCGAGUUGGGUGUGCUGCGACAAGUAUUGAGGAGUGUGCACGACAAAGCUGCCUUGUCUGACUGGGCAGAGGAACAGACAGCCAAGAUGUACAAGCAAGCGAAGCAAAUUGUCGAGCUCAUGGAUAAUGAGGAGCACCACAAAGUCCAGAAGCGCGAGGAUCAGCCUUAUCAAGGUGACUGGAGGGGCAGGCCUUCUGUUGUUGCACUGCCGACCGAACUGGCUGCUGUGCUCGCCGAGCGACAUGGCGGAGACAAGGAACAAGUCAAGAAGCUAUCGAACCGUUUGGUAAAUGCGCUCAAGCAAAGUGAUUACACAGCCUGGCUCGACAUGACGUCCUUACGGUCCGGUACUAAAGCCGAUUCAUUCAAAAACGUUACCACACAGUUGUCAUUCAUAAAAACAUACACCCAGGAUCUCCUUGAAGCAAUGAUUGUGUGGAAUGCACUGAAGACAUCUCGCAAAGUACUGGGUGCUGAAAUGCCCAUGGCCGAAGAGGCACAAAAGUUCGAAACUAAGGCAGAGCAAGUCCUGACGGAGGGCAUGCAGUCGUUGGAUGACAUGUCGAAGGACAAGACGGGCAAGUCGCUGAAACCAGCGUUUGUGGAAUACGCCAAGGAUGUGCUUGAGAAAACCAGAUAA